GAAAGCAAAGUUGGGCAAAGGAACACAAGACCACAGCAGGAAUACGGCAUUCAAUUUGGACUAUAUUUUACCACUAGGGAGCGACAUAUACUUACUUUUUGAGGUCAAUAUUUAUGGUAAAGGACUUACGUUUAUCAAUACUUUAAAGUAAUUAAUAUAUCACAAAAGUUACUGCCAAAAUAAUUAAUUUCAUAAACGACAUAACAACCAAAAUGCAGGUUAUUAGGCAAUGCUCUGCUUGUGCUAAUGGGGUUUUUCUACAAAGUCGGACGGACUUCAUUUUGCUUGGGACCAAUAUGGCCGCGCUCAGAAGAAGCGUCGCAUGUCUCAAUUUCUUCAGGAGUACAGCAACGAGUGUUCUAAGCAGUAGGAAGCCCUCGCGCCAGAGACUGGAACGUAUCACAGGUCUUACCAGAACGAGCCUGGCCUCUCUGAGUGUGUGCGGUGGACUGAGCGCUGUCCCCUUCAUGCAGCAAGUGGAGAACCUCUCUCAUGAAUCCCUUGUCCGAAGAGCAUCCUCUACGGUUAUCGACAGUGCUAACACUUACCUCUCCCAGACCACUCUGGCUCUCGUAGAUGCCAUCACACAAUAUGCCAAAGCUAUCCACACCCUUAUCGCCCUCCAGAGGAGAUAUAUGGCUUCCCUGGGAAAACUCUCUACUGCUGAGGAGGAUGCCAUUUGGCAAGUUAUCAUUGGCCAGCGUGUGGAGGUUGGUGACAGACUAAAUGAAUGCAAUCGCUUCGAGUCAAACUGGAUUAAUGCCGUCAACCUGUGUGAAAUGGCAUCUGAAGCAGCAUACAACACAGGAGCUGAGCAAGCCUCCAUUACCGCCAAGACCAUUCUACAGGCGGCCAAGUCCCAAGUUGAGGAGGUCCGGCAGAUAUCUUUAGAGGCAAAGCGGAAGCUGGCUGAGACAAAGGCUGAAGAGAUCCAGAGGAUGGCAGAGUAUGCAUCUUUCAUAGAAAGCGGUGUUGACGACGUGCAUGAGGCUUACCUCAGAGAGGACUGAGACAACACUAAAUUAAACCGUUGAUUAUCAUUGAUCACUUUCCAGAGUUUUGGAUUACUAUUAUAUCUGUGAGGUGGAUUGACUUGACGAUGGCGAGCAAUUCAUUGUCAUAUCGAACACAAAUUUGAGAAUCUUAGGUUAGUUCUAUCUGUGCUUGUGGUUACACCCAUACUUCAGUGCUCAAACAAUGUUUCAGUAUGUUUUAAAUCCUGUAGAAAUAGACAGUAUACAUUUCAAAUUUCAGUUCUGUUUAAUUGGGAGUUAUAUUAUAUAUGACAAACCAAAACUACUGCCAUGAAUUGAAAAACAACAAAUGGUGUAUUACAUUUUGUAUAAAUUCCUUGCAUGUAAUUAAAACUAAUGUUAAAUAAUUUGAAAAAAGCUAUUAACUUUGUCUAUAUAAUAAAAUAGUUGACUUAUGUACUUUAACUGUAAGUGACAGAUUUGGACUAUGAUUAACAUAGCUAUACAAUGCAGUUGCAUUUGUUCGUGUUUAUUAUUUAAUGAUGUAAGAUAUGUAAGUUUAACAUGUAGCAUUUGUAAUAAACAUUUUUC
This is a messenger RNA of Esox lucius (northern pike), 1565 nucleotides long. It is a transcript of the gene diabloa, whose product is annotated as diablo, IAP-binding mitochondrial protein a. The record is from RefSeq and is marked provisional. Gene Ontology annotation, biological process: intrinsic apoptotic signaling pathway in response to oxidative stress; neuron apoptotic process. Gene Ontology annotation, cellular component: mitochondrion. Lineage: Eukaryota; Metazoa; Chordata; Actinopteri; Esociformes; Esocidae.